This is a messenger RNA of Gasterosteus aculeatus aculeatus (three-spined stickleback), 1027 nucleotides long. RefSeq names its product iron-sulfur cluster assembly enzyme a (gene iscua). The record is from RefSeq and is a predicted model, not a curated record. Gene Ontology annotation, molecular function: iron ion binding; iron-sulfur cluster binding. Gene Ontology annotation, biological process: iron-sulfur cluster assembly. Lineage: Eukaryota; Metazoa; Chordata; Actinopteri; Perciformes; Gasterosteidae.
UUGCUCGACGCGGCCAUGUUGGAUGUCCGUCUGCCUGGUAACAGGCCACAAGCCAGUAGUAUCGCGAGAGGUGGAGCUGAAAACUCGCCGUGGAUCCCCUCGACGUGCAGCGGCUCCUGUUCGCCGCUAGUGGGUGCUCCCUCCCCGGCGACACACUCCUGCCUCGCCGUGUUUGUCAACAGACAGUGGGCUGUCCCCUCUCGUGUACACUCGUUGAUUUCCGUCAACAAUCGUUAUCUCAACAUGGCGAUGGCCUCUUUAGGAAGCGCUGCGUCCUCGCUGGUGUUAUUUAGCAGACGGGUAUUGCGCCCGGAACUGACUGCUCUCUGUUCGUAUCACACAAAGGUGGUGGACCACUAUGAAAACCCCAGGAAUGUGGGAACUCUGGACAAAAACGCCAAGAAUGUGGGGACCGGAUUGGUGGGCGCACCAGCCUGCGGCGAUGUAAUGAAACUUCAGAUCCAGGUGGAUGAAAAUGGCAAGAUAGUUGAUGCAAAGUUCAAGACGUUUGGCUGCGGAUCAGCCAUCGCAUCCAGCUCUCUUGCCACAGAGUGGGUGAAGGGGAAGUCGGUUGAUGAAGCGCUGAAGAUCAGGAACACAGACAUUGCCAAAGAACUCUGCCUUCCACCAGUCAAGCUUCAUUGUUCCAUGCUUGCAGAAGAUGCCAUAAAAGCAGCGCUGUCAGACUACAGAGUCAAACAGGACAUGGAAAAGAAGUAACGCAUGCACGCCAGCAGUUAGUGACUUCACCGUUACGUCUUGACACCAGCCAUGUAACGUUCCUCUGCAGCGCUGUUGGGAACAUUGUUCAGCAUAAUACUACACAAUACUACACCGGGCCUUGCAACUUCUUCUGGAGUUAUACAUGUAUAUAUAAUCUCUUUUGAAAAUAGCAAAUGCUAAUGAUCUUUCCUACAGAGAACACAAAUGAGAUCAUGAACCACAAACAAUGGACAAGGGGGUGUUUUUAUUUCAUUUUUGGCAUUUACGUAUUUGGCCUGAUAGAAUAAAAACCUUGAAUAUCGGA